Messenger RNA from Colletotrichum phormii, 2244 nucleotides. RefSeq lists its product as uncharacterized. Bases 92 to 2137 code for a protein of 681 amino acids. The record is from RefSeq and is a predicted model, not a curated record. Gene Ontology annotation, molecular function: DNA-binding transcription factor activity, RNA polymerase II-specific; zinc ion binding. The transcript is spliced from 9 exons. Gene Ontology annotation, biological process: regulation of DNA-templated transcription. Gene Ontology annotation, cellular component: nucleus. NCBI's taxonomy places the organism in Eukaryota, Fungi, Ascomycota, Sordariomycetes, Glomerellales, Glomerellaceae.
CACUGCCGGCUUUCUUCUUACCACGUGGGGUUACGAUUCGGGGUAUCAUUGAGCUAUCCGAUGCCAAUCGCUACCGGGCUCUCGGAUCGUGAUGUCUUCUGAGUCGCCUCGGAUCCCGACGGCUACCCAUCUUAUCGCAGCCAAUGGCUUGAGUCCUCCGGGGUCAGAUGAGGCAAAGCUGCGUGUCUGUGACCACUGUAGAAUAAAGAAAACAAAAUGUGACCAAGUUCGUCCUGCUUGUGGAAACUGCCGCACGCGUCGCAUAGGUUGUUCGUAUACCAAACGAAGAAGAAAACCAGGACCUCCCAAGGGAUGUACAAAAAGACCCAAACACUCGACUGCUGAUGGGUCGACCACCUCUUCAGAGCGCAGCUCAAGUGGUCGAGCCCGGGACACUACGCUAUGCACCGACGGCUUGGGCUCUGCACCAUCUAGAGCUUCGAAUCGAAUUAGCUCUAUUGAUGAUGUGCCCCUCCUGUCUUGGUCUGAAAAUGACUUGGGAAGGCUGCUAUCAUACGGUCCAAAUGUCAGCCUCGAGAUGGAAACUUACCUACUGAAUCUUUACUUCAAACACAUCCAGCCAAACUACCAAUUAUUCGAGCCUUGUCCAGACAGGCGACUCAGAAACGCGAUCCACAUGUCACCACGUCUCAAAAUGGCACUGUUCGCUGUGUCAUCACGAUUCGCUACCCCAGGGGUCAUGCCAUGGUCACCAGAAGACUUUGCUCAACGAGCUAAAAGUCUUUCAAACGACUCGGAGCUCAGCGUCGACGAACUGAAAGCGUCUUUCCUCCUGUGCCUUCACGCCAUGUCUGACUCCUUUACGUGGAGAACUGUCACCGAAACCACCAAGAUCACUAGGAUGGCUGAUCUGUAUUACACGAUGCACCUCGGAGGAAAGCGUAAUCGGUCGGGGUCGGUCUUCUAUCUCGGCAGCGAUGAGGACCCAGGCAGCGGGGGCAGACUGUCAGCGAGCCGAAAAAGCGAAGUAGAGGACUUUGAUGCUGAGAUGGAGGAGUGGAACAGGGUAUGGUGGUGUAUCUACCGCCUCGACUCCUGCUGCUGUGCCUUCAUGGUAUCGCCAAACCCGAUCUCAAGCCGCCUCGAAGAGAAGAUCAAGUUCCCUUCCGAAUCGCUCACCGAGUCCGGAUUACAGCCAGGAUUCAACUCAGAACAAGACCGGGACCUGUUCCGGCACGGGUCAAAGCAUCCAAAGCACUGGCAAAUGAUGAGGGCCAAGUUUUCCCAGCCGGAUUGCACGAACCAGAGCCUCUAUCUCGGCGUGUGCUCCUUUGUGAGAUCUGUCACAGAACUCAGGUCUCUAGCAAAGUCCGGCCGCGGCCGAGGCUUGGAGAACCGCCUUCGGGAGCUCGAGAGCGAUAGCGCAGCCACGGCAUUUGCGCUGCCUUCGUGGUACUUUCAGCCUGUGAGGAAUGUGAGCAUCGGAGAGACGGGGGAAGAUCAUGCGUGUCGGCUGAAGAACUUGCUUGUCUGGUCCUGUUCCGACUUGCUACUCGCGAUCUGUGUCGCCGAGAUGAGCAGCUCAUCGACCACAGCGGCUCCCGAUCUCACAGCACACUGGCACUCGAUUCUAGACAAGGCAAACGAUGCGGCUGAAGUUGUGGGCAAAUGGAAGCCAGCCUACCUUGACAUCGUCGACCCGCUGUGCUCCUACAUUGUUCUUUUGGUCGGCGCAAUCUUCGCUUUCCAAAGAGCGCGCUCGCCCGAGAUGUCUUCUUACUCCUCCCAGCUUGACCUACUGGAGUUGUUUAUGGAGCAGAUAGGGACUCGUUGGCCUAUAGCAAAUCGUCUCGGCAAAUCCCUUCAAUCGAUACAGAGAAACCUGACUUCGGGCAAGUUUACGUGUACACUCGAGACAGCGCUCACCUACGUUCGCCAGUUGGCUCACCCUUUCGAUGGCCAACCUGUCCACCCCGCCAUGAAAGGUGAAGCCCCAGGAGCGAGCACAACGGGAUCUACAGAGGCAACGGACACAAGCAACGGAGACUAUCUAGCCAGCACAUAUGAUGAGGGAUACGGGCAUUACAACGAUCUCGACGAUGUUGAUUUCGCGAGUUUGGAGGGAGUUUUGAGCGGUGUAGACCCGAUGGAUAUGCUACUACAAGUAGGCUGUUGAGCAGAGGCGGGAAGGACUUGGCUUGCAACCCGGGAUGAUGCAAGGACGGCGUAUCCUCGUAGUGUUAUCUUAGCUGCCCAGGAAAAGACCGAAAUUUGUGCCCGGAA